AGGCGCUGCGAGCCCGAGGCUUCCGUCGCUCUCUCUUCUAGCUCAAUUCAUCCUAAUAACUCUUGGGAUAUACGGCGGAGUGCCGAGUCGCCGGCAAUAGCCCGUUUCUUGCGUUCACAAACAGUCGCUUCAGGUCACUCGGCGCUGCGCGGAUUCGAAGAAUAACAGCGCCGAGUCUGUGGCGAUGGCUAGCGAGCUAGCUGGCUAGCUGCUUGCCAGCUUGCCUCGGUACGUGUUUCGGGAUUUGAAAAAAAAGUUAUUAAGCUCAGUUCGCCUAUAAAACUCGUCGUACGUGUGAAUAAACAACUCGUCGUGCUUUCUCCUCCACCGAAAGCCCGUUCGUCCGAGGUUUAACGGUCGGUUCUGCGGUAUCUCGGUCAUAUUUCAAAGUGUGCUGUCAUGGAUUGAGCCGCUUGAUUUGAAGAGCUAGAGAGCUUCGGCCCAGCGCAGCCUCCUCCGGAGUGCGGAUCACCCACAGCUAAAGCUCAUACAGCCUCCCUGGUGAUCUUAGGAGCUCUUUUUAAAGAGCCCAGACUUGGACAGCUCAUGACUUCAGACCAGGAAGGGAAAGAUAUAGCUGAGCCGCAGGUGCAGCCGUCACAGGAAGUGAGGAAAAAAGAAAUUCCCCUUUUGGAUGCCACCAAGGUUUCUGAUCUCAAUCCAAAUGCAAAGGCAUGGGGCAGUUAUAUGACUAAUCAGGAAGCCUCGGGACUGGCCUACACACGCUCCCUCCCGUCAUGGGUAAAAGACACCAGUGACCCAACAAAUACUGUCUCAGGAGGUUAUGUUACCAGCAAUGACAAAGGGAAAUGGAAUGAAGAACAACAGGUAUCUGUCUCAGUAGAACUGCCUUCAGCAGUGCCACCAGAAGCAGUGGACAUGGGAAGCACAGUCAAUCAAUUGCCCCCUGGGUUACAACAAGAGACCAGCAUGAAAGAAAGUGAUAGUUCAGACUCCUCCAGGCAGCUUGAAGGCCUUCGAGAACAGCUAAAGGCUACACUAGAGUUUUGCCUCUCCCGGGAGAACCUAGCCAACGAUAUGUACCUCAUCUCUCAAAUGGACAGUGACCAGUAUGUGCCAAUUGUGACGGUGGCAAAUCUUGAUCAGAUCAAGAAGCUGAGCACAGAUGUGGAUCUAAUUGCAGAUAUAUUAAAGACACUUCCUCUUGUACAAGUGGACAAAUGUGGUGAGAAAGUACGACCAAACCAGAAUAGAUGCAUCGUUAUUCUCCGAGAGGUCCCUGAGGCCACUCCUGUUGAGGAAGUUGAAUCUCUGUUCAAGAGUGAAAAACUGCCCAAAUUUGUCAAUUGUGAAUUUGCCUACAAUGAUAACUGGUUCAUCACCUUUCAAUCAGAGGCAGAUGCGCAACUGGCGUAUCAGUAUCUCAGAGAAGAAGUGAAGACUUUUCAAGGAAAGCCGAUAAAGGCAAGGAUAAAGGCCAAGGCCAUUGCUGUCAACACUUUUGUGCCAAAGAAUGGGUACAGGCCCGUAGAUAUGUCCCCAAACAUCCAGCAGCGAUAUACCUCUUACUAUAUCCCGCCUGUGUAUGGAACGCAGCAACAGUUCCCCCCGAUAUACAGACUGGUAACACCUCAAGGCUGGUCAACAACACAGAGCUACUUGGACCCUUUAGUUACUCCAUUCCCUAACCCUGGAUUUAUCAAUGGCUUUGCUGGAUCUCCUACUUUUAAAUCAGCCACUGCACCUUUGACUGUCAGACAUUAUCAACCAAGAAACAGGAAUCACAGUAAAAGCCAUGUUCGACCCUCGGCACCGACUGCAGAGCGUGGUACAGCUUUAUUGGAGAAUCCUGGCACUUUCACAAACUUAUCCUCGGAGCGUAUUCCCAAUGGGACACGCUCGCUACAUACACAUCAGAUUAGCAGCCGGCCUCGACUGCCCAGCGCACCAAGUUAUCCUCGCAGGGACCAGGUCGGCAGUGGACGAAUGGAGGUGAAUGGGGCUGAUUACUCACCGGUCAUUGGCAGAGGAAGGAGAAAUGGCUUUGGCUACAAGAAAAGGAGAGAUGACAAGUUUACAAGAGCCUCCACGCAGUCACCCCCUCCAGCCCAAGAGCGUACCCCAUCUCCAAACUUUGAGUUGGGUCUGUCCAGCUUCCCUCCUCUGCCUGGAGCUGCUGGCAAUUUGAAAACUGAAGUGAAGAUGGAAAACAACUUGGAGAACCGAUUAUCUGAUAUAGUUACCGGUGUGGCUAAAGACAAGGCCCUAAAUAAGGAUGCAGUUACCAGCAGUGUGACUUCAGGAAUCCCCAAAGAAUCAGCGCAGACUGUUAUUGCUCCCACUGCUCAACCUCCAGUGGAGCAGCAAAACCCAUCCUCUCCAGUCCACAAGAGAUGUUCAUUGAAGAUACAUGAGGAAAAAUCCAAGGAGGUGACUGCACCUGCAGAGAAGCCUUCAGUUCCACAUGCUGCUAAAAGUCCCCCAGUCCAACUCAACAAUCCAGUCACGGAGCCCCGAAAGCCAAGCUAUGCAGAGAUCUGCCAGAGGAUAAGAGAAGCACCGAUGCAGCAGCCUGCAGUUGAGCCCAAGCCCACGGGUUCGUCCGCAGAAGACGCCAACUCUCUUGACUCUGUAGAGCACAGAUGCAGAGAAACACGGCUCCCCUCAGCCAAAGCGGCACUGCCUCGUGUCCGAGACGCCUGGAAGUCUCAUCAGGGUACCGGCGAGACAUCGGCUUCCUCAUCUCAAUCCUGAGGGCUCGGCAGGGACUUGCUGCUUGGACUGAGGAAUAAAGGCUCCGUGGGACAGGGCUGCUCGGCAUAGCUCCCGUUCUGUAGGGCUUACUGUAAAUGCACAUAUUGACAGCUGUCACUGGAAUCAGGGCCUGCAGAUGAAAGCACUUGUGGGUGCAUAAGGGUUCUCUGAUGUACUUUUCUUUUUUUGUUCUUUUGUUUUUGUCUAGUCCUUUAUUUUUUUUAAUGCUUUUAUUUCCUUCUUUUUUCUUCUUCUUCUUCUUUUUUUUUUUGAAGGACGACUGGCCCUGUUGUGGAAAGGUGGUGGUUUUUUUUGGGAAUUAGCUUUUUUGCCAGAGCUCAAGUCUUUUUUUUUUUUUGUUGAUAACAUAGUGCUGGUAGUAGGAAAUACUGACUUUUUGAAGUAGUGCUGAUCUUGAACCCUUUUUGUUUUUCCAGUUUUUUUAAUCAACGUGUAUAUAAUUUUCUAACCACCAGGCACUGACAGCACUGGGUCUGAUUCUGUUGGGCUUUUCUACAGUAGGCUGACCAGUCGUAGCUGCUGUGCUACGCAAUUCAAAAAGUCAAUUUGUGUUCAGUUUUUAUGUAUUAAUGCAUCGGCACUGGAGUAGUUUUGAGCUCUGACUUUCAUUUUAAAACCAGCACAUGAUGAUUUUUUUUU
This is a messenger RNA of Pygocentrus nattereri (red-bellied piranha), 3375 nucleotides long. RefSeq names its product La ribonucleoprotein 4B (gene larp4b). Gene Ontology annotation, biological process: positive regulation of translation. The transcript has 17 exons. Gene Ontology annotation, molecular function: mRNA 3'-UTR binding. Gene Ontology annotation, cellular component: cytosol; cytoplasmic stress granule. NCBI's taxonomy places the organism in Eukaryota, Metazoa, Chordata, Actinopteri, Characiformes, Serrasalmidae. The coding region runs from base 547 to 2715 and encodes 722 amino acids. The record is from RefSeq and is a predicted model, not a curated record.